UCAAAUGGGAUGGCGUCCCAGACAGAUUCGCCUUCUCCGCAAGGCUUGCUGUUGUUGUGUGACAAAACAACACCGCUAUAAGGCGUUGGAAUAGUUUGGGUGAGCAUUACUGCAGCUUCCCUGUUUCUGCGUCUCGAAGGAGUGAGGGGUAAAACAACAAAACAGAUCACUCAUCCAAUAUCCUCCACCCAGUCCCACCAUGAAUAUCCAGUCCGCUAUCAACAGGGCGGUGUUUGCUCCCCGGGAUGAGAGGAUGCUAGUGGCUGUGGAGGUGAAGAGGAGAAAAAGGAAAAGGGUCCCCUUUCUACCCACUGGAGGCAAGGGAGAAUACAUGACAUACAUCUGUUUGUCAGUGACCAAUAAGAGGCCAGCUCAGCUCCUCAUCACCAAAGUCAAGCAGUUUGGGGGCUCCGCCCCCUUCACCAGAAGGUCACAGUGGGCCGUGGAGCAGCUUCGCCAGGUCAACGGCAUCAACCCCAACAAGGACUGCCCAGAGUUUGACCUGGUGUUCGACAACGCCUUUGACCAAUGGGUGGCCAGCUCAGCGCCAGAGAAGUGCAUCUUCAUCCAGAUCAUGUACCACGCCUGUCAGACCUAUUGGGAAGGCAAGGAGGGGGUCCCUGGUAGCCCAGCCGGGGACCAGCAGAAGGGGCAAAGAGGUCAAGGGGGCCAGGGUAGCCCAGGGGCCCAAGGGGGCCAGGGUAGCCCAGGGGCCCAAGUGGGCCAGAUAGGAGGACCAGUGGCCCAGGCUAGACGGAAGAGCACUGUGGGUCCCAGGCCCCAUCAUACUGAGUUUGUCAACUGUCAGUCCAAACUCACAGGAGAUGCCUGCAAAAUGAAUCUGGUCCUGUACCGUUGCAAGGUCUUUUUCAAUCGCAUGAAGAAGGUGAUGGUUUCAAACCAAAGCCGUUCUCAGGCUGGAGCAGGUCCUAGAGCAGGACCCAGUGGGCAGCGCCCUCCAGGGGGCAGUAUGGGUAGUGUAGUCCAGAGGGCCAGCCAGGCCCUGCAGGAGCGUGGGGAGAGACUGGGCCGGGCUGAGGACAAGACGGUAGACCUAAUGCACAAAGCCCAGCAGUUUGCAGACACUGCUCACAAGCUGGCUCUGAAGUAUUCAAACUAGAGGCAUAUCUUCCCGUGGAACCGCUCCUGGAGUCUUUGGCCUGAAUUGACUUGUUAAUUCUAUGUAAUAACAUUUUUACUAAUCUUUGACUGAGUUGAAACUAAUGGACUAAUGUUGGACUGAGUUGAAACCAAGUGGUCACACUGCAAUUCCUCUGUGAAGAGUCCUGUCUAGUACUGGGUUAUUGCGCUUGCUAUUAGGACUUAGACUGUGGACAAGCAACUGUCACUUGUGUCAGAAGGACUUUAAAAUGUUUACAGGUGGGGAGGACGGCCCAGUUAUGGACCCCCCCCCCCCCCCAGGAUUAAAGAAUGACCUUUCACCUCUAGAACAGGACCUGUGGUGUCCUUUCAUGGGAUAGAGUUUGUAUACUGGAUGGCAAUGUAGUGUCACAAUGCUCCCACUGUUUGAGUGUACAUGUCUUCCCUGCUUCAGUAGCCUCUUCUCUGAUAACAACGAUUUUAGAUUGUAUUGAUUAACUUUUGUGUUGUGCGGUUUUAGAUAUCUUAAUAUAGAUUCAUGAAUUCACACAGUGAACAGCUGACAAGUGAAGUUGAGAACCUACGUGUCUCCACGAUGAAUGUAUUUCUGUUUUUUUUUGUUUUUUUUGCUCAUUGCAUAAAUUAUUGCUCAUUUAUGACUGAAUAGGCACACACAAAGAGCAGCUUGUGAAUAUUGGCACGAACCGAUGCAACUCGGGUUGCAAAUAUAUUCCUGGUGUUAUUAUUUUCCAGAUUUUUUAUCUCUGCGUUGUUGGGAAGGGCCUGUAAGGAAGCAUUUCACUGUUAGUCUGCACCUGUAUACGAAGUAUGUGACGCAACCAUUUUGUAGAUUUCUUUUUUACAAAUUGCACUUUCAUUGAAUGUUUGAAUGGCAUUGAAUGCAUAAGUGUGGCUCUUAAGGUUAUUGUCUUCAUGGUUGUCAGAGCAGGUGCAGGGGAACAAGGAACACCUGGCGAAAUCUUUUCUUUGCAUGAUUUUGUAAUGGUCUUGAUUUCUUUGCUCUUUCUAAAGUGGAAUAUGCACACAUUUGCUUUCAGUUUUUUUCCAUGCUCAAUUCCUCCAGUGCCCUUUCCCUGCUUGUAUCAAAACCAUUGAUUAGUCACCAAUCACUGUUCCAAAUUCUAGUUAAUUUUCCUAUUUGAUCCUUGCUCUUGUCUUUGUCUAAUCGUGUUUGAUUAAUUGAUCCCCUGAAUUGUCACUGUCUUGUCACGUAUGUCAUCUGUUUUUGUCUCUUGUGCCAUAUCUACAUGUAUGCUGGUUCCAUGUGAAAAGAUUUGAGUGUAGCAGUUGGAAUGGUGGGUUCAUGUAUGUAGACCAGGUCUCUUCUAGGUGAGGUCAUAGGGAAGGUAUUUAGUGUUGACGUGUGAUGCACGUCCACUCAGCCGGCUCAAUGCGGUAGCAAAUUGAUCCCGGGGACGACGUUGGUGUGAUGAAGUUUCUGAUUAACACUGUAUAGAUACCGUGGAGUUGGCUAGUGAUGAGGAGACUGGUAGAGAUGAGAUGGUUCAGUUGGUUAGUGAUGAGGGUUCGUUAGGAUGAAGGUGUAGUUUUGAUGCCCAGUGAUAAUGUUUUUAUUCUACACACUACAGACAGUUUUGGGAUGGAGUUUUCCUUUAAACUCUUACCUUUUGGUAUUUUUUUUCCAUUAGUCCAUUGACAUAGUUUCCAUGUUUUUGCUUGUCAGCUAUCAAGUUUUCUAGAUAUCGAACUUUAAAAACACAAAUCAUCCCUGAAUGAGGCUUUUUGUGUCAUAUGAUGCAGCAACAGAAUGAAAAUUGCAUAUCUUGAACUUGAUUGCUGACGAGCAAAACAUUUUGAGACCGUUAACAAUGGACCAAUGAAACAAACACCGAAAGACCGUUUUUGGGGUGGAGUUUUCCUUUAAUUGAAAUGCUUUAGCAGCUGGGGCAGUAUGUCCCUCCUUUAUGCUAAACGUCUCCCAGAAAGUGAGAGGGUCGUCUUACCUCUGUCUUCAGAGUACUCCUAUUAGAAUGACGCUUAUUCUGUCGGCUAACUGUCAGGAGUGGAAUCCAAAGAGGCCGCUUGUCGUAACUGCAUGUUUUCUGUUGCUAUGUUACUGCUGUGGCAAAAUAUGGGUUAGAAUCUAAAUGAAUUGUCCAAGAAGAGUGCCUUACUACCUUUUUUUUUUUUUGUAUAGCCUGAUCGUGGAGUUAAACCCUGUACUGACGUCUGUUUUAUUGUUCCUAGCAAUGCAGAGUAUUUAACAUUGCCUUAUACUACAGCGCUUCAAGUACUGUUUUACGUGUAAAUGAGAUUUCUUGUACUGUCUUUAAUGAGAAGAAGAGCAAUGACCUUAACACUCCUUUUUUUUUGAGCUAAUAAAUGAAAUGGGACCCA
Molecule: messenger RNA, 3480 nt
Organism: Oncorhynchus mykiss (rainbow trout)
Lineage: Eukaryota; Metazoa; Chordata; Actinopteri; Salmoniformes; Salmonidae
Gene: stxbp6l
Product: syntaxin binding protein 6 (amisyn), like
Source: RefSeq, a predicted model, not a curated record